This is a messenger RNA of Staurois parvus, 861 nucleotides long. Lineage: Eukaryota; Metazoa; Chordata; Amphibia; Anura; Ranidae. The record is from the annotation of a GenBank genome assembly.
GUUAUCAGCUGUCGGUUCUGGGGUGUUUUCCAUGUGGAGAAAGGAGAGAGAUACAAUCAGACCGCUGAGGAAGCCAGGAAAACCUGUGGUGAGCUGGAUGCCCUCAUCGCUACCAAGGAGCAGGUGAAGCAUGCUCUGGAUUCUGGAUUUGAGAUCUGCAGGUAUGGUUGGAUAGACAAUAACACAGUAGUCAUUCCUCGUAUAACGCCGAAUAAAAUCUGCGCUAAUAACUUCGUAGGACUCUAUGUACUUCACCCCAAUCUUACUGCUCCAUACGAUGUCUUCUGCUACAAUGCCUCAGACCAAACUGAAAAGAACUGUGAACAAUAUGACUACAGGAACAAAAGUAUCCCGUCACAUGAUCCCACCGAGGAAGGAGUCUACACUGAUUCCGAGUUCAGUAAAGUGAGUCCAACUCACCCUGGACUUGACGUAGGUCCCACCUACAAUGAUCAAUGGACUGCUUCAGAGGAUGUUACGACUGACCCUGAGAUGUCUACUGAGCAGUCUGAGCACUCAGGAGAUCACAGUGUACCAACAGAGGAUGGAGACAGUAAAAAUAAUGACUUUUUUAAUGAAAAUGGGGAAUACGGUGGCGUUACCGAUGGAGAGGAUCUGAUCGCAGUUGACUCACCUGGUGAAAAACACGAGAAUCGAGAAGAAGGCAGUGCCCCGGGAACAGACCCAUCUAGUCACUGGAACCCAGGAUCAAAUAAUGAGUUCCCAGACACACAUGAUUACCACCAGUCAACUGAUGACAGUGACAGUGUGGAUCCUUCCGCCGAGGAUUUUUCUGCCAAGGACACUUCAGGAUCCACUCAGAGCAAACAGAAGAGGAGGGCAGCUAUUCCAGGUAAGAUG